AUGGGCGAGGAUGCUGACGAUUUAGUGUGGCGCCCCAAUUUUGAUGCUGAACCCGUUCCUGUGGCUGCCUUGGAGGUGAAGCUGGGGUCUCUCGUCACCAUGCUACUCCUCACUUUCCUUAGCGGCUUGACACCUCUCUUUCUUUUCAGGCGACAGGGUUACCUUGAUGCUUCAGGUAAUUUGAUGGCACAAGCAAUUUUAUGUUUCAUUUAUAUUAAUGAAUUAAGCAACUCCUUGUGAUAGCCAUGGUCUUUUUAUGCUAAUGCUCAAAAAAAAUAAAAAAUAAACUCUAUAAAGCAACAUGUGUUAAUGAACACUAUUGACUGCUCCUUCUUAGAGGGAUACCAUAGGCAUCAAACAACUUUAGCUUAAUGGAGCAGUUUUGGCAUAUAGAUCAUGCCUCUGCAAUCUCACUACUCAGUCAUCUGCCAUUUAGGAGUUAAAAUGAAUCUGUCAUGUCCAUAUUAGCUUUAGCUCUUUUUAAAGCGCUUAAAAUUCAGUCUAUACAGUUGUAUUUGGGGGGGAGGGGGUGGGGGGAGGGAGGGACAUCCUGUCUACUAAUUCCUCAGUAGACACUUAAUGCAAGAAAAUUGAGAGCCAGGGAGAGCAGAGCAGACCUUCCACAGGAUGUCCCUCUGCUCUCCACCUAUAGCCGCCCUAGCCACAACUCCCCUGGCUGUGCAUGGAAAAAUUGUUAAUUUUAAAUCAGAUGCUACCUUACUUUAGAAGUGUUUUAUUUUUAUUUAUUUUUUGCUCCAGCUCUGUAAAUGAAACUUUAAUCACACACGAGGCUCUGUUGCUAUUAACAGAGCCGGAGAUAAGAAGUUCUAGAUUACAGACUGUGCAGUAAGGAAACCUAAAAUAUCUAGGUUAUUUUUCAAGAAGUCUUUAGUAUGGCUUUGUAAGUCACAUUCAAGUGAAAUGUGGCUGGGACUGCAUAAACAAACAGUGUUGAUUUUAACUCCUAAAUGGUAGAGAACUAAGCAGUGAGACUGCAGGGGCAUGAUCUAUACCAGUGGUAGUCAACCUUUUUCUACCUACCGCCCACUAAUGCAUUUUUCUUGAUGGAAAGAUUUCCUUACCGCCCACCAGUUUUUGCGCAAGUGCCGGAUAUUUUUUAGAAAGGAGGGUGUUUUUAAAAAAAAAAGUACGUACAUUUAUCUUUUUAUUUCUACUUAAUGCAUGUUUAUAAUGUUUUUAACUUUAUAAUGUUUAAUGAGAAAACAAUAAAGUAAAAUUCAUAUUACCUUUACUAGUGAUUAAUGAGAUCCUUGAGGUUGAUGCUGCAAGACUAAAUAUUUGAUAUCUGGUUCGAUUUUUCAUAAGGAACAAACGAAGGUCUCCUCUUUCGGUGAUAUUCAGACAACUUCUCUGUUUGCUCAUAUGAUUUGUCAUCUAUGUGUCAGCUCCUCUCCUCUCCCUCCUCAAUUCCCCACUUUUUUUUUACUUUUUUCUAUUUUUUUUUUUUUUUUUAACCUUCCUUAUAGCAAUGCCCAGUAGGAAGGCUGAGCUAGGUAGCACACUUACUAUAGCCCACUAUAACACAUACAGUUGCAAGAAAAAGUAUGUGAACCCUUUGGAAUGAUAUGGAUUUCUGCACAAAUUGGUCAUAAAAUGUGAUCUGAUCAUCAUCUAAAUCACAAUAGACAAUCACAGUCUGCUUAAACUAAUAACACACAAAGAAUGAAAUGUUGCCAUGUUUUUAUUGAACACACCAUGUAAACAUUCACAGUGCAGGUGGAAAAAGUAUGUGAACCCUUGGAUUUAAUAACUGGUUGAACCUCCUUUGGCAGCAAUAACUUCAACCAAACGUUUCCUGUAGUUGCAGAUCAGACGUGCACAACGGUCAGGAGUAAUUCUUGACCAUUCCUCUUUACAGAACUGUUUCAGUUCAGCAAUAUUCUUGGGAUGUCUGGUGUGAAUGGCUUUCUUGAGGUCAUGCCACAGCAUCUCAAUCAGGUUGAGGUCAAGAUUCUGACUGGGCCACUUCAGAAAGCGUAUUUUCUUCUGUUAAAGCCAUUCAGUUGUUGAUUUACGUCUAUGCUUUGGGUCAUUGUCCUGUUGCAACACCCAUCUUCUGUUGAGCUUCAGCUGGUAGACAGAUGGCCUUAAGUUCUCCUGCAAAAUGUCUUGAUAUACUUGGGAAUUAAUUUUUUCCUUCGAUGAUAGCAAUCUGUCCAGGCCCUGACGCAGCAAAUGUUAGAGAAAAAACAGCACUAGAUACCCCUAAGGGAACUAGCCGGGUGUGUAUCUGGGGCGUCCAAAAUAGGGGAUAACACUCACUUUUAUGUGUAACUAAGAAAAGGGAAGAAAAGACCAGGUGGUCAAAAGAAAUAGGGCGCCCCCUAAUUAAUUGCCAUGAGGAUAUGUACAAAUAAAAUUUAACCUUUUAAUAGUUGCUGCAUAAAAGUGUUCUGAAAAAUAAAGAAAUAAGAAAAAUAUGGCUAAAACCAAUAUGGAUAGGUAAGGAUAACUCUGAGUGGGAUAUAUAAAGUUAUAACCUAUCAUUCCCAGAUCAGUGGGAUUUCAUCAUUUUUCAGGAAUUCUAAUCCUAUAAUGAGAUCUAUUUACAUUAACAUGAUGGGUUUUUCUCUGGAUGUCCAUAAAUUACAGUAACCAUUAGGUCUGUUGCAUUAGUCUAAGAUUUUAAUAAAUGUUUCUAGGAAUUAAAACCCAUAUGUGUUUGUUUAUUAUUUUUUCGUCUCUUUAUUUCUUUUUCUAUUCUAUAAGAUUCAAAUUGAAGAAAACAUUAGCACGGUCAGCUACUCUCCGCAUUAUGGAGAGAUCCUAUGAAUAUACUCAUGGCAAACCUAGGGUUAAAAUAGAUCGGCACAUAAUGAUGUGUUUAUUAACUAUGAUGACACGUCAUUCGGGGGGGGCGUGGCAAACUCGGGCUCCGGCCAUUUGGCGCGAUCCCUGUGCUACACGCCCCCUCCGCCUAUUGGUGGAACGGGGGUAUAAAUGAGCCACUGGUACCUCUGAGCACUUUUGUAUAGUCUCGGAAGAAGGCGUGUGUAGCAGCGUCGAAACACGUGUUAGAUAGCUAGAUAGUUAUUUUGGAUAGGAGAUUGCGCUCGAAUUGAUAGACUUUUAGAUAGUCAGCUUAUUACUAUCCUUUCCUUAGUUGGGUGUAGGGUUGGCACAUUUGGGGUGGGCGCAUUCAUAGUGAUAUUAUUCCACGCCUUUAUAUGAGAGACUAGCUUUUCUCUUUCUUAACCACGCCAACUCCGAGGCUAAAACUUUCUGACAGCUGGAAAGGCAACAUAAACUUUGUAUCAUUAUACUGCUGACUCCAAUAUAUCCAAGCGAUUUAGCUACUUUGUGAUAGAUCCUUGUAUAAUUUAUAGGUACAAUCCUCUCUCCUGUAUAUACAAUAUGAGAUUGCUACUAUUUACUUCACUGUAGAACACUUUUUUAUUUUUUAUUUUUUUAAAGCAACUGUCUGGGAGGGGGAUAUCCCAACUAGUAGAGAUACCUAUCUAUAUAUUAUUACUUGGCUAGUAAGAUCUUUACAAGUGACUAUUUACUCGUAGCAAGGAUCAAUAUCUAAGUGGGAUCCUUUUCAUUUCUUUUCUACCCACCUCAAGGUUUUUCUGAGGGGAUUUAUCGAUUUAUUCAUAUAUCCCACUCAGAGUUAUCCUUACCUAUCCAUAUUGGUUUUAACCAUAUUUUUCUUAUUUCUUUAUUUUUCAGAAUACUUUUAUGCAGCAACUAUUAAAGGUUACAUUUUAUUUGUACAUAUUCUCAUGGCAAUUAAUUAGGGGGCGCCCUAUUUCUUUUGAGCACCUGGUCUUUUCUUCUUUUUCCCUGACGCAGCAAAGCAGCCCUAAACCAUGAUGCCCCCACCACCAUACUUCAGUUAGGAUGAGGUUUUGAUGUUGGUGUGCUGUGCCUUUUUUUUUUGCCACACAUAGUGUUGUGUUUUUUCCAAACAACUCAACUUUGGUUUCAUCUGUCCACAAAAUAUUUUGCCAGUACUGCUGUGGAACAUCCUGUGGGGAUAUUUAUGGGAUGAUAAUUUUAAGCAGUCGAGAAUUGCCCACUAUUUCAAUCCUCUUAGAUCUUAGAGAUCGUUUAUCAUGUAAGUGAAAAGUAUUCCAUCAAUAAUUCACAAUUUGUUAUAAAAAUAGAUUUAUUUUUAUUGUAACAAAUUAAUUAACAAAUAAUAUUAGGCAUCAUGCAUGAUGAUAAUCAGUGAAUAUUUAGUAUAACAUAUACAAUACAAUGGAAUGGCUAACACGUUUCAACGGCUACAGCAUUUUCUGUCUUAGACUUACACGAUUUAUAAGGGUAUCUUUACAGACAAAAAGUAAAGCUUUUCACAACGAAGAGCCAUAAAAACCCUGGCUAACAGUUAAAUCAACUGAAUAACCCUUUCAAUGCUGGCUAGAUCCUCCUAGGCAUAUUGUAUCCUAUUCCCCUGUGAUUUUCAAUUACAAUAACAUUUAAACCAGCUCAUUAAUCAUUUUCUGGAACCAUCAAAUAAGAAUAAUCUACCAGAUUCUAUAAACAGAAUUUUAAUUUGCCUAAAAAGAUAUCUUAUCUUAAUUUAGAGCAAAUCAAUACACCUGGAUAAAAACAGCGGUAUGCUAAAACGUGAUACUAUCACAUUAAUAUAUAAUUAUUCUUAAUUCCACCUGCAGAAUGGAAUGUUUAUAACUAUAUAUUCUUAGUUAACUAAGAUUUCUAAAUAUUGAAAUCUGACUGUGAUUUAUCCAGUCAUAUAUCAUGCUAUUAGUAAAUUUUUAUUAAUUAAAUAAAACCAGCAUAAUUACCAGUUAUGUAGCUAUUCUCAUCAGAUGAAUAGGUAGUCCCAGAAACUUGAUUGGUUGUAUGGAGGUGCGUGAGUGAUAGAAAAAGUAUUAAAGAGUUUAUGUCCAAGAGAGUUUAAGGGUGGAGUGUUAGUCCCAGAUAUUGUCCUGGAUUUCUCUGCAUGCUCAGAGUUGGAGUCCCCCAAACUUCAACUCCUUCUCUCUGUAUCUCUAUUCCAACCCCAACUACCCUGUCUUCCCUUUGUCCUUACUUUUAAAGGGCCAGAUUCUCUGUACGUCAUUAGCUGAUAACCCAAUAGGAAGCCGUAGGUGUGUCCAAUCUAUGGGUCGCCAUUUAGGUAUUUGAUCCAUAGAGGGCAGUCUCGUCUAACAAAACCUUCCUAUCCAGGAAAGAGUUAACUUUUCCUGAUGACGAUUUUGACGUAAUUUGGCUUAUCUAAAAUUACUACCAUAACUUAGAUUUGCUGUCAGUUCAAAGCGUUUGUUCCAGUCUUUGUGGCAUUUACUUUGAUCGUAACUUGUAAAAUUGACAGUUCUAAACUCAAUUUCACCCCUUACUACAAUGGUACCUUAUAAAAUUUAGAAAGUAAAAUUAAUUACUUAGUCUUCUCUGUCACUAGUGUCUGUGUUUAGAUAAUGCAUCUAUUCCAUUAACAUUUUAUACAGUGUUCCAUCCCCCUUGCUUCAUUGUUUAUCUUGGUUUGUUUAUGUAAUAGAUUCCUCAGCUCAAGCAAGUGGCUAGUUACUGAAAGUAAGAAGAAACCAAGGAAAUUAUGUGUUUUUGUUAUCCUGAAGAUAGCAAAAUGGAGUCCGCUUUGUUCUGAAUGGCUGUGGCAAUAUACACUUUUAAUUUCUUUUUAGCACAAAAUGUCGAUAUAAAUAUUCUGACAAUCCAGGUGCUCUUGUGCAAACUGUAAACGUGCAGCAAUGUUUUGUUUGGACAGCAGUGGCUUCCUCUAUGGUAUCCUCCCAUGAAAUCCAUUCUUGUUUAGUGUUUUACGUAUUGUAGAUUCGCUAACAGGGAUGUUAGCAUUUGCCAGUGACUUUUGUAAGUCUUUAGCUGACACUCUAGGAUUCUUCUUCACCUCAUUGAGCAGUCUGCGCUGUGCUCUUGCAGUCAUCUUUACUGGACGGCCACUCCUAAGGGGAGUAGCAGCAGUGCUGAGCUUUCUCCAUUUAUGGACAAUUUGUCUUACAGUGGACUGAUGAACAGCAAGGCUUUUGGAGAUACUUCUAUAACCCUUUCCAGCUUUAUGCAAGUCAACAAUUCUUAAUCGUAGGUCUUGUUACGCUACUUGGGUGAGUUGGAUUGGAACUCAACUGCAGCUGGUAAAACUCCCUAAUUACAAUAAUGAAGAAACUGAGAAUCUUUAAAGUAUCAAUACUGUAGCUUUAAGAAAAGAGAAUUGCUAGGAACGUGAUUCAAACGAAGUUUUAAUAAGUGUUAAACAUAAAUGAAUUGCAUUUAGGCAAUAAUCCAAUAAGAAGUGCAAGUAAUCAACACAAAGUUCAUUAAUAAAUAUUCCUCAGAGAUGCAUUAAGUAACAUUCUUUAGGUUAAUGAGAAUAAUCUUCAAUAGUAACUUUAAGCAAGUAGCUGAGAAUAUUUGCAAAGCAGGAACAGUUCAUAGUUAAUAAGCAUGAUGGGAGUUGUCCUCCAUAUAAUUAGUAGCUUGAAGCAGUGAAGAUUUAAUAAGCAAGCAUUAGUUCAUUAUUAAAUGAUAUUGUAGACAAAUAGCUGAAAAAUAUACUUAAGGUUAAUCUGAGUUGUCCUCCAAUAGUUUAGUGAUAUGGUCCACUUGUAAAGUAAGUGAGUUUCCGUUCUCCAGUAAUCCUCUGUGACAUGAAGCAUACUUGUCUUAGUCCAGAAGGCUAGGACGUCUUCAGAGUUUGUAGAGCCGGCGUGUCCCAGGAGCCGGCGUGCAUAUUUCGAAGUAGGACCCACAAUGCCAGAGACUGUGGAGAGGUAAGUCUGGCGGAAGUAGUUCCCAGUAUCACCCAACUCUGGCGCGGUCUCCCUAAACACCGUUAGAGCUGCGUCAGAGGGGGGCGGGGUCCGGCUCUGCACAGCGGCGUGCCGAACCCGGAAGUGUUACCGCAUGACAGGUCUUCUGAGAGCUUUUUUGUGCAAAGCAUCAUUCACAUCAGGCAAUGCUUCUUGUGAAAAGCAAACCCAGAACUGGUGUGUGUUUUUUAUAGGGCAGGGCAGCUGUAACCAACACCUCCAAUCUCAUCUCAUUGAUUGGACUCCAGUUGGCUGACAUCUCACUCCAAUUAGCUCUUGGAGAUGCCAUUAGUCUAGGGGUUCACAUACUUUUUCCACCUGCACUGUGAAUGUUUACAUGGUGUGUUCAAUAAUAACAUGGCAACAUUUCAUUCUUUGUGUUUUAUUAGUUUAAGCAGACUGUGAUUGUCUAUUGUUGUGACUUAGAUGAUGAUCAGAUCACAUUUUAUGACCAAUUUGUGCAGAAAUCCAUAUCAUUCCAAAGGGUUCACAUACUUUUUCUUGCAACUGUACGUACAUACAUGCAUGCACACACAUAUACACACAAGACAUAUACACACACACCCACACACACAACAUACAUACAAAGACACAUACACGACACACUUACAUACAUAUAUAUAUAUAUAUAUAUAUAUAUAUAUAUAUAUAUAUAUAUAUAUAUAUAUAUAUAUAUAUAUAUAUAUAUAUAUAUAUAUAUAUAUACAUACAAAGACACACACUCAAGACAUACACACACACACUAUUUUUGUCACCCUCCUGUUUCUUACCUUUUAGGAGCAGGAGGGCGACACUCCCUGGGGUCCAGUGGUGGCUCAGGUGGAUGGGAGUCAGAGUUCCCACUCUGACUCCCUCUGCCUCCUCCCGCGUGGCCUGUGUGCUAGCUGGGAGGAGUGACGUGCAGUUACUUCCUCCCAGCUCUGUGUGAUGUAAUCACAGGGGGCCCGGUCGCGCUGUUAAAGUGCCCAGCACUGACUUGGCCCCCUUACAAUCUAUAACCAUUGGGUGGCCCUGACAGCAUGGGCCACCCGAUGAACUCCUUGGACGGCAGCCCUGGCGGUUUGCUGAGCGGGCCGGGGCCGCAAAUGGUGAUGGCGGGUACCCGGUCUCAGGGGUACCGCUGGCUCGCACCCACCCACCCAAUCUCUCAAAAUGAGGAAAUCCCUACCGUGGAAUCUCCCUUUAAAGGUAUUUUUGGCUUAAAAGGACAUUAUAGUCACCAAAACUACAGCUUCUUAAUGUAGUUGAUCUGGUUGGUAUAGCAUGUCCCUAAAGUCUUUCAGAGAAAGGUAGUAUUUACAUUACUGCCUAGUAACACCUCUAGUGGCAGUCAGUCAGAUGGCCACUAGAGGUGCUUCUUGGGUCAGUGUUGCGCUGACUUUCAGUGUCUCCACUCUCGGCAUGGAGGCCCUGAACUUUCCCCAUAGAGAUGCAUUGAUUCAAUGUAUGUCUGAGAAGAGAUAAUUGGCACAGUGUUUUACCGUGCAUGCACAAUGGCCUCCAAAUGCUUUCCUAUGGGAAAACAUUGGAUUGGCUUAGGUUGUCAAUUUUGAUUUCCAUCAAGGAGGUGGAGCAGUGGCAGAGCCAUUUGCAGCGGACCCUAGUGGCGCUGGAAAUAAGGAGUCUUCAUCCUUUUUAACAGUGGGGGGGAAAUCUGCGUACCUUAAUAUCUUGUUUGUUUGUGGUUUUUUUAACUGUUGUGUUGGGAAUACACAUUUUGGAUUCCCGACACUAUAGUGUUCCUUAAACUGACAUGUUUGUUGUUUCUGAUGCUUCUCUCCAGGGACUCGCCGGAGGGUUCUCAGUCUGAUCAGCUGUUUCUGUGGUGGUGUUUUCCUAGCCACGUGCCUUUUGGACUUACUUCCUGAUUACCUCGCUGGCAUAAAUGAUGCCCUUGGGAAGAUAAACAUUACAGUAAGUACAGGUUGUGUGUGAAUCCUUGUGGCACAGUGUCUAACAUACUGAUUAAAAAAUAUUUGUAUUAAAAGUUGAGGGGGUACAUUGCACCUGCUAGUAUAAAUGAAGAAAAGGUUGCUAUAUUCAGUGUUUUCAAGCACACACAUUGCUACUUUAUGUAUAACCGUGAUUCCUAAACCAAUCCUCCCGACCCACAAACUGUUCAGGUACUGUCAGUAUCUCCAUUGGGAUACAAACAAGGAAAUGCAUACAUCAUGGAUUGUUGGUGGGCCAUGACUGGUUUGGGAACAUAUAAUGUAUAAGGACAGAUCUUGGAUAUUUUCUCUCCUUGAAAUCGAGACUGAACCAGGUGCAAAAGAGAUUAAAUAACAAAGUAAAUGUUACAUGAAUUAAUAAGCAGAGCUUGUUCCAGUGUGUACCUGGUCUUUUUUUUUUACUUUAAACUUGGUGUGAAUCAAGGCUGGUUACUCUAAAUGUCUCACACAUAUUGAGCCUCCAAAGUAGGAUGCAUUUAAAAAAAAAAAAAAAAAGUUAUGAUAAGUAAUGGAUAAAUUAUUUUAAAAUACUAUUUAUUAAUGACAGAACACCACAAUCAGGUAGACACUUCAAUAAAGAAGGAUUUUGAGGUGAGGAUGAGGCAGGAAGGAAAGGGAUGCAGAGGAGCCAAUCUGGAUGAGGUGAGGAAGUUAUCAGUUGCUCUGGAGAAAGAAUAGUAUACAAUGGAUCAAGCUGGGGAUACAAAAUAACUGAGUUUGAAGGAGAAAGCUUGGGUGAGAGAAUGUAUUGGAUGCAGAUGAGAAGGCUCUGGGGAGCCAGCAAAGGCAUUGGAUGCAGAAGAUAUAAGACCAUGUACUUUUAGUUACUGUGAAAAGGUGGGCCACCUCAUGUCUUUAGCAAUGACAAAAAAUCUAAUUUUUUAUUUUUUUUUCCCCUCAUUCUUGCGUUACAGCUCCAUUUCCCACUGCAGGAAUUUAUCCUUGCCAUGGGCUUCUUCCUUGUCUUAGUUCUAGAACAAAUUGUCCUGAGUUACAAGGACUACGAUGGAUCCCAUGGUGAGACCAAUGCACUUCUUGGGUCACAAGGUGAUGUCCAGCAUGCUGGCACAGACGUCCCACAUGUCCAUAUCGAUGUGAACGCUCAUUCUGCAGUGCGCACUGUUAUCCUGGUGCUGUCCCUCUCUCUUCAUUCUGUGUUGGAAGGCUUGGCAGUUGGGCUGCUUCGGGAUACCGGGAAGGUUCUUGAGACCUGCAUGGCGCUUCUUAUCCAUAAGUGCAUCAUCUCCUUCAGUUUGACUUUUAAACUCUUACAAGGUCGACUCCGUGCCAAAGGAGUGUUAAUCUGCGUUUUCCUGUUCUCCUUCAUGUCCCCCUUGGGCAUCGGACUAGGGUUAGUGCUAACCGAGAACUCUGAUCCCAUACACCAACUAUCCCGCUGUGUUCUGGAGGGCAUUGCAACCGGAACAUUUUUAUAUAUCACUUUUCUAGACAUCCUGCCACAUGACCUGAGUUCCUCUGAUCUGCAUAUCCCAAAAGUGAUUGUAAUUCUCUGUGGCUUCUCUGUGAUUACUGCAGUCCUCUUCCUCAAAAUCUGA
Molecule: messenger RNA, 10284 nt
Organism: Pelobates cultripes (western spadefoot toad)
Lineage: Eukaryota; Metazoa; Chordata; Amphibia; Anura; Pelobatidae
Source: the annotation of a GenBank genome assembly